Perkinsus marinus ATCC 50983 is the source of this 231-nucleotide messenger RNA. RefSeq lists its product as hypothetical. The transcript has a single exon. The record is from RefSeq and is a predicted model, not a curated record. Bases 1 to 231 code for a protein of 76 amino acids. NCBI's taxonomy places the organism in Eukaryota, Perkinsozoa, Perkinsida, Perkinsidae.
AUGAGGGCUAGCGCAGUAGAGUUUGGGCGCGAGAUCUCUAUCAUCAUACUUCAGGUCAUCACAGGAGCUCAGUUCUUGAGGCGGAGGUUGUAUGCCUCUAAGUCUUACAGCCAAGACUCGGUCAUCACCCCAGAUGCUGCUAGGGAGAUAGCUGAGCUUUGUAUACAUAUCGGUGACGCUGAGACUCUUGAGGAGCUCAUCGGGAUCGCCCCUGACAUGUUCGAGUAUUAG